Molecule: messenger RNA, 1862 nt
Organism: Gavia stellata (red-throated loon)
Lineage: Eukaryota; Metazoa; Chordata; Aves; Gaviiformes; Gaviidae
Gene: DCN
Product: decorin
Exons: 8
Coding region: 197-1270 (357 amino acids)
Molecular function (GO): protein binding
Source: RefSeq, a predicted model, not a curated record
CUGUGCUAUGGAAUAGAAGCAGGAGGGUUUUCCACCAAGUGACAGUCACUGAGCUGAACUUACCCCCUCCUCCUUUCCACACCUGCAAAGCCUUUUGCCUGGGUUGAAUAUUUAGUUUAAUUACAUCUCAGCUUUGAGAGCUCCUGUUGCAAAUCCCUGGAUUAAAAGGUUCUGCCUGGAGUCGAUGAACUAAGCCAUGAGGCUAGCUCUUCUCUUCGUCCUACUGCUGCCAGCAUGCUUGGCCAAGCCAUUCCACCAGCAAGGCCUCUUUGACUUCAUGCUGGAGGAUGAAGGGUCGGCCGAUAUGCCUCCAACGGAUGAUCCCGUCAUAUCUGGAUUUGGACCAGUGUGCCCUUUCCGCUGCCAGUGUCAUCUUCGCGUGGUGCAGUGCUCUGACCUAGGACUGGAAAAAGUGCCAAAAGACCUUCCUCCUGAUACAACUCUGCUGGACUUACAAAACAACAAAAUCACUGAAAUUAAAGAAGGAGAUUUCAAGAACUUGAAGAAUCUUCAUGCAUUGAUCCUUGUUAACAACAAAAUCAGCAAAAUAAGCCCAUUAGCUUUUGCUCCUCUGAAGAAACUGGAAAGACUUUACCUGUCCAAGAACAACCUGAAGGAACUCCCAGAAAACAUGCCGAAGUCUCUUCAGGAGAUACGGGCUCAUGAGAAUGAGAUCUCCAAGCUGAGGAAAGCUGUCUUUAACGGACUGAAUCAAGUGAUUGUCUUAGAACUAGGCACCAAUCCAAUCAAGAGUUCAGGCAUUGAAAAUGGAGCUUUUCAGGGGAUGAAGAGGCUCUCCUACAUCCGUAUCGCGGACACCAACAUUACUAGCAUUCCAAAAGGCCUUCCCCCAUCCCUUACUGAACUUCACCUUGAUGGCAACAAAAUCAGCAAAAUUGAUGCUGAAGGUCUGUCUGGACUCACCAACUUGGCAAAAUUGGGUCUCAGCUUCAACAGUAUUUCUUCAGUUGAAAAUGGCUCUCUUAACAAUGUACCUCAUCUGAGAGAGCUCCAUUUGAACAACAAUGAACUUGUCAGAGUACCUGGUGGGCUGGGUGAACACAAAUAUAUACAGGUGGUCUAUCUUCAUAACAACAAAAUUGCUUCAGUUGGUAUCAACGACUUUUGCCCUCUUGGCUACAAUACCAAAAAGGCUAGCUAUUCCGGCGUGAGUCUCUUCAGCAACCCCGUGCAGUACUGGGAAAUCCAGCCCUCUGCUUUCCGAUGUAUCCAUGAACGCUCUGCAGUACAGAUUGGAAAUUACAAAUAGAUGUCUAAAGUUGGGGUUCGGUUGUGUUUCAGCUAAAGUACGUGUUGUAAUAGGCCUGUUCAAAAAAUUGUUGCUAACAAUUAAUGCCAAAUACCAGAAACUUCACUUUAAAGUGGAGAUGAUCCAUUGAUGUAGAAUAAAUGAAUCAUUACAGAUGUACAAGUUCAAGUAUACCAUCAAAAAGAAUUGCCAACUGUGCUUUAAACUGACUUAUUUCAGCCUUCUUUUCCAGCAUGCUUUCUGUGGUAUUUUUCAGUUUGCUGAAUGCUACAGGUUUUCAGAUUCCACUGUAUAUGAGAUUCGGAGUAAAUAUUUGUCAAGCUAUGAUAUAAAAAAAAAAAAGGAAGAUAGUGAUUGGGGUUAUUUUUAUAGCCACACACAAAAAAAAUUGUAAAGGGAAAAAAAGACCCUCAAAUCAUCUCGAGACUUGAGAAGGUGCGAGUUACCUCCUUUAAAUUUAUUUCAAGCCCUGGAGGUUUAAAAAUACUCACUAUAACACUAAACUAAUUCUGAAUGUAUCUAUUUAGCAGAAGCAAAUAAUGUUGUUGCUAAUGUCAUUAUUUUGGGAAAAAUAAAAUAAAUUCAUAUUGUA